AUGUCCGAGGAUGGCCCUCCGAAGCUGACGAAUAAUGCUAACACCGCUGUUGCACAGGAUUCUAGACAGAUGCAGCAGGCUCGCGCUGCAAAUGGUUCUGCAGGACUGCGCAACCUAGCACCGAGGCAGCAGUGUUCUACAACGGAGAUGAUGCGUAUGGUAGGGACCAUGUCUCAAGGUGAGAAAGCUUUCCGAGAGCUGUUUUUUCAUUUGUGCUUUCUUUGCUUCUUAACCAAAACAUGACU
Molecule: messenger RNA, 245 nt
Organism: Cylicostephanus goldi
Lineage: Eukaryota; Metazoa; Nematoda; Chromadorea; Rhabditida; Strongylidae
Source: the annotation of a GenBank genome assembly